AUGCCGAUCACUUCGGACGCAGGUGCCACCAGAUCGAUAUCAUCGGUCUGCACAAUGGGCACGCCGGAGUGCGACGACGAGCUUCACCUUUUCCUCCGCUGCCUUCGAACAUUUCACACGGAUAUACCAGUAAUUGUGGGGUGUACAUCUGAAAUGGUUGGCAUGGGUGGUCAGACUGUUAGUAAGGCUUUUUCGCAGUUCCGUGAGGAUAGGCGCAUCGAGUGGGUGCCAUGUCUUGACCAGUACCUUUCCAUUAAUCGGAGCGCCAUGGAGAAGCAGCGAGGCGUGUGGUACCCUUCAAGGCACGCAGAUUUUAUGAUGGAAAAGACGAACUUAAUGGAGCGCGCCAUGUUGCUUAGAGAACGAUACAGUGAUGAUAAAAAUGCGGCAGUGGCAUUCUUUGACUGCGACGUUGUGCUAUUAGGCGCACUUCCCCGCCUUCCGGCUGGUACGGAGGUGGCGCUCUCACCACACCGAAUUUGCCGCAGAGAUGAGGCCCUUUUUGGGCGCUACAAUGGUGGAUUUGUUGUUGCUACAAAUCCGCUCGUUCUACAUGAAUGGAGGCGCGCAACACAGUACUCUAGGUUUUUUGACCAAGCCUCACUGGAAAGCGUUGCCGGAAAGUUUGCCUCCACUAUGUAUGAGUUUCCCCCGCAGCACAACUACGGUUAUUGGCGUUUUUUUCAAUCAUACCGUGAAGACCCUUUGCUGGAGGCAAGGCAAUUCUCCAUCGCCCCCAUGGGGGCACGACGUCAGUGGACACUCUGCUACGAAGGGGCCCCGCUUGGCUCCAUUCACACCCAUUUUCUUCUUCACGCCGGCCAAAAGCAACCACAAAACAUCCGCGCAUUCAAUGGACUCAUGAAGAAGUUGAUCCUCAAAUGCAUUCGCCCUUCGCCCGGCAGAGGGGCAGCCGCAAUGUGCACAGCAGGGCUGGCAGCGGCGGAAAACGCGGGAUAUAGGAAUUGUUUUGAUAUUGCCUUUCUCGCGAGCAAACCCUGA
Molecule: messenger RNA, 1002 nt
Organism: Trypanosoma grayi
Lineage: Eukaryota; Euglenozoa; Kinetoplastea; Trypanosomatida; Trypanosomatidae
Exons: 1
Coding region: 1-1002 (333 amino acids)
Source: RefSeq, a predicted model, not a curated record